Aethina tumida (small hive beetle) is the source of this 1723-nucleotide messenger RNA. RefSeq names its product probable beta-hexosaminidase fdl (gene Nag3). Gene Ontology annotation, biological process: ganglioside catabolic process; glycosaminoglycan metabolic process; carbohydrate metabolic process. The record is from RefSeq and is a predicted model, not a curated record. The transcript has a single exon. NCBI's taxonomy places the organism in Eukaryota, Metazoa, Arthropoda, Insecta, Coleoptera, Nitidulidae. Bases 74 to 1645 code for a protein of 523 amino acids. Gene Ontology annotation, cellular component: membrane. Gene Ontology annotation, molecular function: beta-N-acetylhexosaminidase activity.
CAGUGUGGGCGCAUCAUUUGUAGACAAUACAUCCCUAACAUGUGAUGGUGCAUGUCAUCAGAAUCCAACUUUUAUGUACGAGGAAGAAGACUGCAACCAAAUGUGUUACAACAUUUCUUUAUGGCCUAAGCCAGAGUACGCCGCAAUUAAGCCACGAUACUUUUCAAUGUUUACAAAAGAUCAAAUCAGGUUUAAAUUUCACGUAGAAAAAAACUUAAAGAAAGUUAUCAAGAAAGCGUCUGUAAUAUUUAUGGAGACACUUCCCGAAACAAAAAAUCCCUGGUUUGAAAAUCAAUCUGUGAACCGAUUUUUAAUAUAUGUAACAGUUGAAAACUCCAGUUUAGAACUAAAGUUGGACACCGACGAACAAUAUUCUUUAACAAUUCGCAAGGAAGACUUCAACGUGGUGGCGAAAAUUAAUUCUAUAACCUAUUAUGGUGCUAGGCACGGACUGGAAACACUUUCCCAAUUAAUAUGGAAAGACUCUGACGGUAAUCAUCUUAAUGUGUUUCAUGAAGUCGACAUUAAAGAUAAACCAGCAUUCAAAUAUCGAGGACUCAUGGUUGACACUGCAAGGAACUUUUUCCCAAUAUCUCAAUUAAAACAAGUAGUGAAAGGAAUGGCAGCAACUAAGUUAAAUGUUUUGCAUCUUCAUUUAACUGACUCCGUAAGUUUCCCCAUUAGCUUACCAUCAGUUAAAGAGUUAGCUGAAAAAGGAGCAUACAAACCUGAAAUGAUCUACAAGCCCGAAGACAUUCAAAAUCUUCGUGAGUUUGCACUUAUUAACGGAAUUAGAUUAAUUUUAGAAAUUGAUGCUCCAGGCCAUGUUAACGAAGGAUGGAACUUUAAUAACGACUCGCUUGUGAUUUGUGGCGAACAAGAUGUUUUUAAAGGACACUUAAAUCCCGAUAAUAAAGAAGCUUUAAAUGUGUUGCAAAAAGUUUAUGGCGAUCUCAUAAACAUGAGCAAUCAAAGUGAACUGUUUCACAUUGGAAACGAUGAGGUCGAUACAUCUUGUUGGUGGAACACAGACGCUGCCAAACAAUUUCAAAAUACCAGACAAUUAUGGGUGCAUUAUACCAAUGAAAUGAUUAAUAGAUUGAAAGUGGCUAACAAUGGAAUACUUCCAGAGCAUGUAAUUAUGUGGUCCAGUCCGCUCACAGAUGACAACAUGAACGAAAUUAAACAUAAAGACAACUUAGUGGUGGAAUUUUGGCUUGGCAACCCAUAUAGAUUUCUCGCGGCAGGAAUAAAAGUAAUUUACGCAACUGUUGGUCAUUGGUAUUUAGAUUGUGGUUUUGGGCCUUGGAGGGUUAGUCCUGCAAAUGGAGUAUGCGAUCCAUAUACUGGAUGGAAAAAAUUUUACUCAUAUAAACCGUGGCAACAGUACGGCUAUCCAGAACUAGCACUAGGUGGCGAAGCUUGCUUGUGGACGGAGCAGGUUGGUGAAGACAAUUUGGAGACAAGAAUUUGGCCUAGGGCUGCAGCAAUGGCUGAACGAUUGUGGAACGAUCCAAGCGAUAAUAUUGAUUACAUAACUGCUCAACGUUUAGCUAAUCAUAGAGAAAGAUUAAUUUCAAGAGGACUGAAAGCUGCAGCUCUUUGGCCUAGGUAUUGUAAUCAAAAUCCAACAAAAUGUAUUUAAUGUGAACUUAAAAUGUAUGUAUUUAUAAAAUAUUUGUAUACUCUUAAACUAUUAUUUAUUAAAUAUUUUUUCAAUCGA